This is a messenger RNA of Pogona vitticeps (central bearded dragon), 536 nucleotides long. RefSeq names its product ribosomal protein lateral stalk subunit P1 (gene RPLP1). Lineage: Eukaryota; Metazoa; Chordata; Lepidosauria; Squamata; Agamidae. Gene Ontology annotation, molecular function: ribonucleoprotein complex binding; structural constituent of ribosome; protein kinase activator activity. Gene Ontology annotation, cellular component: ribosome; cytosolic large ribosomal subunit. Gene Ontology annotation, biological process: translational elongation; cytoplasmic translation. The record is from RefSeq and is a predicted model, not a curated record.
GGUCAGGCGGGCGGGCCCUUCCUUUUUCCGCUCUCCUCUCCCUGGCGGCGCACAAGGUGCUCGGUCCUUCAGCCGAAGCUAAGGCCGACUUCCCCACCCUCGGCGACUGGCACCGCGCACCGACCCCGACCCGACCGCACCCGCCAUGGCCUCCGUCUCCGAGCUCGCCUGCAUCUACUCCGCCCUCAUCCUGCACGACGACGAGGUCACCGUCACGGAGGACAAAAUCAAUGCUCUUAUCAAAGCAGCUGGAGUCAAUGUCGAACCCUUCUGGCCUGGUCUGUUUGCAAAGGCCUUAGCCAACAUUGACAUUGGAAGUCUCAUCUGUAACGUAGGCGUUGGUGGUGGGGCUCCGGCGGCUUCAGCCCCUGCUGGUGGCGGGGCGCCUGCUGGUGGCGCUGCUCCUGCUGAGGAGAAGAAGGAAGAAGAAAAGAAGGAAGAAUCUGAAGAAUCUGAUGAUGAUAUGGGCUUUGGGCUUUUUGACUAAGCCCAGCGUUGUGUAUUCUUUAUAAUAAAGAUACAUAUAAAUGAAAAAA